UGUUUUCUUUGCUUCGCACGAUGUUACUUCAUUUAUUCCUGCAACUCAACUACAAUGGCAUUAGCACAAUCAUGCCAUCACCGCAUGGACGCAUCCACGUUUCAUGUGAAUGCGCUCCUAGCACAGCCGCCGGAGGAAAUGGCGGCAGUUCCGGACACCUGCUAUCUCCGACUUGAGUUCUAAAAACCGCAAUGCUUGCUGCAGCGACAGCGAUUUCCUUGGUAUCUGCUGAAUAUCGUUAGGCACGCUGCUGCCUUUUAUCAUCAACCACGAGUUCUUCGCGAGCAUCGCUUCUUCCUGGCCUCAUAACUCUCUUCAAGUUAUCAUUGCCCUUCUUGACCCCUUCUCCAUUACAAGCUCACCCAUCACUUGCCAAAGGGUUUCAUGAUGUCAGAGAACUUCAUCGAAGAUGAAUCUGUUUCGUAUCAAAUUCUAGCUGGUGCUGUCAACUUCGAGGUUGAGGGCGUCAUUUUCAGGCUCCCCAAAAGUAUUUUGCAACGUUACGAAAGCUCUGCCUUUUCCAACAUGAUAGGAGACUCCAACAACGAGUCCAAUUUGCCGAUCCAUCUUACUGACACACGUGAAGCUUUUACCGAAUUCCGCCGGGUUGUGUACACACCUCUCGAGUCAUGUCUCAGUCAUCAUCACCGAUUGUCCAAGGAUCUGGAGAAAGUGCUCAUGGUACAAAAACUGGCGCACAAAUACUGCCUCUCGGUGAUGGAAAAUAUGGCAGCCUCUGCUGCACUCAAUCUUGCUGCAGAUGCUGAAUUACUGCGCUCACAUACUACUGCCUCCCUUACGCCUCUCGAUAUCCUUGUCCACGCUUUGGAUGUCGAGUGCGAAGAGCUAGCCGUGACAGCACGCAAUGUUGUCAAAGAAGAUUUAUGGGCGUCCACGUUGUGCCCGUAUGAUGUGAUAUCCGGUUUGAACAAUUACAAUGAGGGAGAAGUUCAGGCAACAGCGUACUACCAAAUUUUGCUCAAAGGACAGAAUAAUUGGUUGUAUGAAAAACGGCUUGAUCGAUCUCAUCAUCACUACUUAUACAUUGGGAUUGCUAACCUCUCGGCAGAAUGGGAGUCAGUCUUCGCCGAUUGGGGAAGCUUGUUUCAUGUCGGAAUUCACAUGCCUGUCACGAAUGGCUGGAAUAUUUGGUGUGUUUAUUGUGAACUCCACUCGCGGAUAUGGAGGAAUUUGGGAGCAAAGAGGUUCCAACAGUUUGAUGUCCUUGGGAAACUCAAGGCCAUUAAGUCAUGGACGACUUUUCCCAAAUACUCAGAGGUUGUGCUACCGGCUGUCACUGAGCAAAUCAACCGGAUUGAAGGUAAAAUCCACUCUUUCUUCCAGGAUCCUCACGAAAUCCCUGUCACGGAAUCAUCAUGAUUCACGUUGAUAUUGGCUGCAGUUGCCCGCUACUGGCACUGUCGAUCAUCGGAGCAUGCUUGUACCCAUCUUAUGCACCACGCACAAGUCUCUGUAAUUGCUGCCUGCCUCGACUGAUACCCGGCCCUUCUUCACACUUGCUACCCGUACACAACCUCCCCUGUAAAUCUCAAUAACCAAC
Cantharellus anzutake is the source of this 1561-nucleotide messenger RNA. RefSeq lists its product as uncharacterized. NCBI's taxonomy places the organism in Eukaryota, Fungi, Basidiomycota, Agaricomycetes, Cantharellales, Hydnaceae. The record is from RefSeq and is a predicted model, not a curated record. The transcript is spliced from 4 exons. The coding region runs from base 385 to 1380 and encodes 331 amino acids.